AUGGAUCCUGGAAUCCAGGAAAAGGGUGCCUCGGCCUGGACAGAUGAGGCUAAAUUCCUGCUGCGAAUCGUUGCGCAACUCAAGGGAGAUGGCCGGGGCAUAAGUAUUAAAUGGGAGAAGAUCAACAUCCCUGGACGAACCCCCAAGAGUUUGCAGAAUAUGUGGACCAAAAUCAAUAAGCAAAUCGCUGAGUUUGAGGCUCGAGAGAGCGGCGGCGAGGGCUCAGCUGUGGCCGUGCCUGCCAAGCCGAGAAAGAGGGUCCCCGCCGGAAAGAAGGGCUUGGCCAUGGCGGUAGACCAAGGCGAUGGAGGCCUCGAUGAUGACGACCUUCACUUCAAGCAAAAGUUUCUGAUGAAACGUGCUGCCGAAGAACUUGAUGAUGAGUACCUUGGAGUAGGCAAGAAGCGGGCCAAAGUCAAAGCUGAGACAACGACUGAUGGUGCUAUUCGCGUGAAGAAAGAGGGCAAAUGA
This is a messenger RNA of Trichoderma virens Gv29-8, 471 nucleotides long. RefSeq lists its product as uncharacterized. The transcript is spliced from 4 exons. Lineage: Eukaryota; Fungi; Ascomycota; Sordariomycetes; Hypocreales; Hypocreaceae. Bases 1 to 471 code for a protein of 156 amino acids. The record is from RefSeq and is a predicted model, not a curated record.